AUGCCCAAAUCAUCCAACUUCUCUCCUUCACACCUAUUCACUACGACAACUAAGUAUCACGCUUAUAGUUCCAAGAUGCAGGCAGCACACCGUAGAGACCAGCUCACAUUCAUCACCCUCCCCACCCCUCUUCCUGAGUAUAUCGAUUCAGCGGACAUUCACACAGUAGCCUUGCAAAGCAAGCUGAAGCUACUCUCAUCUACAGUGCCCUUUAAUAACGAGUAUAAAGAAAGAGCGAAGAAGAUAUUGGAUCAGGUCGAGGCUUUAUCGGGAGAGAGCCUGAGUAGUGCAUUUGAGCUGAAAAGUGAUGAUGUGCAGGAAUUGCCGAUGCGGCUUUUGGGUCCUGGACGCGAGCAAGCAGUGGAAAACAGUGAAGUGAAAGAUAAUGAGACUCCAUCGACGGAAAGAGAGGAUGAUAAUUCCAAACGGGAGCAAAUUGGAAGCGAAAAAGAAAAGAAGGAAACCGAGGUUGAGUCGGAGAAAGCAGACGACAAUACAUACCGAUGGGACUCCUUCAUCGCAGCCAGCUACUGCUGGGGCAGCCACACAAAGGAUGGCCAAGAGGGUGCAGAAGAAUCGCCAUCUUCUUCGUCAACCAAAAAGCACGCACUCCCCUUUUCACCAGCCCUCUACCAAGCUUUCCUCCUCCAGCGUCGCUCACCCAACGAAGGCCUCUGGAUCGACGCCUUCUGCUUAUAUUUCGAUCGAUACCGAACGGAAUACCACAGGAACUUGAGGUUUUGA
This is a messenger RNA of Mollisia scopiformis, 744 nucleotides long. RefSeq lists its product as uncharacterized. NCBI's taxonomy places the organism in Eukaryota, Fungi, Ascomycota, Leotiomycetes, Helotiales, Mollisiaceae. The record is from RefSeq and is a predicted model, not a curated record. Bases 1 to 744 code for a protein of 247 amino acids. The transcript has a single exon.